Messenger RNA from Chelmon rostratus (copperband butterflyfish), 2075 nucleotides. RefSeq names its product DEAD (Asp-Glu-Ala-Asp) box polypeptide 52 (gene ddx52). The record is from RefSeq and is a predicted model, not a curated record. NCBI's taxonomy places the organism in Eukaryota, Metazoa, Chordata, Actinopteri, Chaetodontiformes, Chaetodontidae. The coding region runs from base 5 to 2065 and encodes 686 amino acids. Gene Ontology annotation, molecular function: ATP binding; RNA helicase activity; nucleic acid binding. Gene Ontology annotation, biological process: maturation of SSU-rRNA. Gene Ontology annotation, cellular component: 90S preribosome. The transcript has 15 exons.
CCGGAUGUUGAUUAGUGAUGUCUGGAUCCGGACAAACCACGCUGCUGUAGGAAUGGAUGCCUUCGAGUUGUUUCGGAAACUCGGGACAGGAGCUAAAUUUGACCUGAAGAGGUUUGGUCAAGACGCCGCUCGGUUUAAGGCUGUCAGGUCUCCACAAGUGGACGCGUCCUCAGAUCCUGUCUCUGCGAUCGAUUUCUUUGGCACAGGACCAACCAAUGGAGCCCAGAGCAGCUCCAAAGUGCUGGAGGAGGAUGAUGAUGGAGACGAGUAUGACAUGGGAAGUGAAUGUGGGGGUUCUGGUGCAGGAGGAAAACGGAAGCUAAAGGAUGUGGGGAAAGGCGUGAAGAGAAAAAAGAAAAAGACAAAAAGCAGCCAGGUGGAGGUGGAAGCUGGUCGCGGACCACUAAAAGACACGGAGGGAAAUGGCAUCACCUGGACCUCCUCGCUGGACAGAAAGAUCCAAAACCUGCCAAGUGACAGGAAGGAGAAAUCCUCGUUGAAGAGGCUGAAGCAUCUUCAUCAGGAAAAGGUGAAUCGUAUUCGCUCUCAACACCGGAUAAACGUGCAUGGCUGUGAUGUGCCCGACCCCGUGUGCACGUUUGAAGAGCUGCAGUCCGAGUAUCGUCUCAACCCGCGUGUCCUCCAGAACCUCAAAGACGCAGGGCUGAACUCCCCGACGCCAGUGCAGAUGCAGGCGAUACCGCUCAUGAUGCACGGUCGAGAGGUGCUGGCCUGCGCUCCCACAGGAUCAGGAAAGACUUUGGCUUUCUGCCUCCCGCUGCUCGCUCACCUGCAGCAGCCAGCCAACCUGGGAUUCAGAGCUGUGAUCAUCUCCCCGACCAGAGAGCUGGCCAGCCAGACCUACAGAGAGCUGCUCCGCCUGUCAGAGGGAGUGGGAUUUAGAGUUCACAUCAUAGACAAAGCCUCUCUGGCAGCCAAGAAAUAUGGACCACAGUCAAACAAAAAAUAUGAUAUACUCGUCAGUACUCCAAACAGAAUCAUCUUCCUUCUCAAGCAGGAUCCUCCAGCUCUCGACCUCAGCAGUGUGGAGUGGCUGGUUGUCGAUGAGUCCGAUAAGCUGUUCGAGGGCGGUAAGACGGGCUUCAGGGAGCAGCUCGCCACAGUUUUUCUGGCCUGUUCUGGCUCAAGGGUGCGCAGGGCUUUCUUCAGCGCCACCUGCACGUCAGAUGUGGAACAGUGGUGCCGUCUGAACCUUGACAACCUGGUGUCUGUCAACAUUGGCCACAGAAAUACAGCAGUUGAGACGGUGGAACAGGAACUGCUGUUUGUUGGGACGGAGAACGGCAAACUGGUGGCCAUGAGGGACAUCGUCAAAAAAGGUUUCCUGCCUCCCAUGCUGGUGUUUGUACAGUCUAUAGAGCGAGCGCGGGAGCUUUUCCAUGAGCUGGUGUAUGAAGGCAUCAAUGUAGACGUGAUCCACGCAGAGCGCACACAGCAGCAGAGGGACAACGUAGUCAACAGCUUUCGCUCGGGUAAGAUUUGGGUAUUGAUCUGCACGGCUCUGCUCGCCAGAGGAAUCGACUUCAAAGGAGUCAACCUCGUGCUGAACUACGACUUCCCCACCAGCGCUGUGGAGUACAUCCAUCGAAUUGGUCGGACUGGUAGAGCUGGACAUCAGGGAAAGGCCAUCACGUUCUUCACGGAAAAUGACAAACCACUGCUGCGCAGCAUCGCCAACGUCAUAAAACAAGCUGGCUGUCCAGUACCUGACUACAUGGUUGGCUUCAAGAAGAUACACAGCAAAGUGAGGCGUUCACUUGAGAAGAAACCUCCCAAAAGAAGCACCAUUUGCACAACUCCUCGCUUCUUGAUGAAGAAGAAGGGAAAAGCACCAAGUAAAGGACACAAAGGAGAGCAGCAGAAAGCAGGGGGAAAGCAGAAAGGAGAAAAGAAGACACAAGGACAGGGGCCGAAGAAAGGAAACAAAACACAGAAAGAAGGAGGAACACAAAAACACAAGAAGACAUCUCAGAAGACAGGAUCAAACUCCUCUGCAGUCAAGUUAAAGAAAAAGGGGAAGAAAAAUAAGCCAGAGGAGGAAUAGAGGAGAGUGA